Aspergillus affinis is the source of this 948-nucleotide messenger RNA. RefSeq lists its product as uncharacterized. The transcript has a single exon. The record is from RefSeq and is a predicted model, not a curated record. NCBI's taxonomy places the organism in Eukaryota, Fungi, Ascomycota, Eurotiomycetes, Eurotiales, Aspergillaceae. The coding region runs from base 1 to 948 and encodes 315 amino acids.
AUGAUCGCAAAGUCUCUCCCCGUCCGAGACCCCCAAGCCAACUCCAAAAACAAAAAGAAAGGCAAAGAUGCAAAGAAGAACCCCCCUCCAACCCAGCAGUCCGACUACUCGCGCAAAGCCGGCACGAGUGAUGACACCCCGAAAGCCUUCCUCCGGUUGAUGCAGCGCCAGAACGCCGGCGCUCAACCGUCGUCGAAACCCGACACCGGCGAAAAUAAGAAACGGAAGCGAGCAAAGACAGAAGAGUCCACAGCCGCUGCGCGGAAAAAGCCGACUGCUGCGAAGGCAAAGGCGAAGAUAGAGGAGCCGAAGACUGAAACCGAGUCCCCGGCCGCUUCGAAACCGAAAAUUAUGCCUGGGGAGAGAUUGUCGGACUUCGCGGCUCGUGUGGACCGAGAGUUGCCGAUUUCUGCGAUGCAAAAAUCCAGUAAACCGGCUGCGUCGAAUAUUCCAGGUCUAAAAGAGGAACAUCGCUUGACUAAACACGAGAAGCAUCUGCUGCGGCUUCAAAAGCAGUGGCGCGAGGACGACGUGGCGAUCAAAGAGAAAGAGGCCGCUGAGCGAGAGGAAAGACAAGAGGAGAUGGAAGAACAAUUACGGCUCUGGAACGAAUGGGAGCUGGAGGCUGGGAAGGGCAGGGCUAAGAAGAAGGGUGCUUCUUCCAAGCGGAAGAAGACGGGUGAUGGUGACGCCGUUGACGACCCGGACCCCUGGGCCAAAUUGGCCAAGCGCGAGCGCCAGAAGAAGACGAAUCCAUUCGAGGUUGCCGAGGCACCGCCGCAAUUAACGAAACCGAAGGAGAUUUUCAAGGUUCGAGGCGGAGCAAAAAUUGAUGUUGCGAACGUACCGACAGCCGCAGGAAGUUUGAGAACGAGAGAGGAGCUCGCAGGCGAGAGAAGGAAUAUCGUGGAGCAAUACCGGAAGUUGAUGGCCGAGAAGCGGCAAUGA